Girardinichthys multiradiatus is the source of this 1978-nucleotide messenger RNA. RefSeq names its product cytochrome P450 2J4-like. Gene Ontology annotation, molecular function: heme binding; iron ion binding; oxidoreductase activity, acting on paired donors, with incorporation or reduction of molecular oxygen, reduced flavin or flavoprotein as one donor, and incorporation of one atom of oxygen. Gene Ontology annotation, biological process: xenobiotic metabolic process. The coding region runs from base 119 to 1615 and encodes 498 amino acids. NCBI's taxonomy places the organism in Eukaryota, Metazoa, Chordata, Actinopteri, Cyprinodontiformes, Goodeidae. The record is from RefSeq and is a predicted model, not a curated record. Gene Ontology annotation, cellular component: intracellular membrane-bounded organelle; cytoplasm. The transcript has 9 exons.
GUGGAGCGAAACCACCGAGUGGAGCGAAACCGAGUGGUGCAGAGCAGCGCCGGCUAAAACGAGCCAGUGGAAAAGAGGCAUAAAUCCCUAAUAAUCGGCCGCAGUUGAAGGAGACGACAUGCAGUCAAUCUUACCUGUUCUCGGCUUGGAUUGGAUAGACAGCAGGAGUCUUUUCAUAUUUGUGUUUGUUUUUCUGCUGCUGACCGACGUUUUGAAGAACAGAGUGCCAAGAAACUUUCCACCCGGACCCAGGUCCCUUCCUUUUAUUGGAGAUCUUCAUCGCAUUGAUCCUUCUCGGAUGCACUUGCAGUUUUCUGAGUUUGCAGAAAAAUAUGGGAACAUUUUCAGCCUUCGCCUCUUUGGUGGAAGGAUUGUCAUCAUUAAUGGCUACAAGCUUGUAAGGGAGGCCCUUGUCCAACAAGGAGAAAACUUCGUAGAUCGUCCCAGCAUCCCAAUGUUUGAAGAAUUAGUCGGGAAUAAAGGUCUUGUAGGUUCCAGUGGUUAUCCAUGGAAGACACAUCGGAGAUUUGCUCUUCACACACUCAGAAACUUUGGUCUGGGCAAGAAGACCCUGGAGCGAUCCAUCCAGCAAGAGUGCCAGUACCUCACAGAGGCUUUCACUGAUCAUAAAGGUCAGCCGUUUAAUUCCCAGAUACUGGUAAACAACGCUGUGUCCAACGUUAUCUGCUGUCUGGUCUUUGGGAACAGAUUUGAGUACACUGACAAGCAGCAGCAGGCUAUUCUUCAGAACUUCAAUGAGAUUGUUUGCUUACAGGGAAGCUUAGCAGCACAGAUUUACAAUGUAAUACCUCGGCUGAUGAAGUGGCUGCCCGGGGCUCAUCAGAAGAUAUUCUCUAUAACAAGGGAGAUAAUUGAAUUCAUAGAAAUCAAGAUCAAAGAACACAAAGAGAACCUUGACCCUUCAUCACCAAGAGACUACAUUGACUCCUUCCUCAUAGAGAUGGGAGAGAAAGAAGACGAACCUUCAGGUUUUGAUUUUAAAAAUUUGUGUUUUUGCAUCAUGGAUCUGUUCGGUGCUGGAACCGAAACUACCACCACUACUUUACACUGGGGGCUGCUGUACAUGAUCUAUUAUCCUGACAUACAAGAGCAUGUCCGGGCUGAGAUAGAUGCUGUGAUUGGUCCAUCCAGGCAGCCCUCUUUGACUGACAGAGACAACAUGCCCUACACCAAUGCAGUCAUCCAUGAGAUACAGAGAAUGGGUAACAUCAUCCCGCUCAAUGUGCCCCGAAAAGCAAACAUAGACACUACCCUGGAUAAAUACACAAUUCCAAAGGGCACCAUGGUAUUUGCUAUACUUCACUCUGUCCUCCAUGAUGAGUCGAUGUGGGAGACUCCUCACUCCUUCAACCCUCAGCACUUUCUGGACCAGGAUGGUAAAUUUAGGAAGAGAGACGCUUUCAUGCCUUUUUCUGCAGGUAAACGUGUGUGCCUUGGGGAGCAGCUGGCCAGGAUGGAGUUGUUCCUCUUCUUCACCUCCAUCCUUCAGAGGUUCAAGUUGUUCCCUCCUGCAGGAGAGCAGCCCAGUCUGGAGUUCAGGAUGGGAGGAACUCGCUGUCCCAAACCUUACCGACUCUGUGCCGUACAGCGUUAAAUCAUAAAAACUGAGAGGAAUGAAUUAAAAUGUUUGCUAUAGCUGUCUUGGUGUAAAUCAAAAAUAUGUCUAAUGAAAUAAUUGCUAAUAGAGUCUCCUAAUCACUCAGUUGAUUGUUACAAUUGAGGACUGGCUAGCAGCCAGUGGAACCAGCCUGAUUUUCUUCAGGCAAGAUAUGUGUGAUUAGGACGAUUGAAGUAACACAAGUUUCUGUGACUCAAAUCAGUUUUUAAAAGAAUUUAGAAGAAAAAUUGCAUUUAAUUUAAUUGGGUUUAACAACAGAUAACCAGCCUGAAACAUGUAAUACAUGAGCUUUCAUUGUCUAGUUUGACAAUAAAUAAUCUUUUAUUCCUGUCUCAACAA